UUAGAGAUGUGUUGUAUUUUAAAUACCAAUACAAACUAAAGCCACACGCAACCAAAACCAAAACAAAAGGCGAUUCAGCGGGACGACGAUGAGCAAUCUUAAGCAGGAUUUGGACGAAUACCUGCUGCUUCAGAGUGAUCAGAAGAAAAACUUUAAUGUAAAGAUACCACAGAUAAAGGUGCCGCAACUGGGCCGACUGGGCCAGCUUUUCUCACGCCCAGAGCCAGAAAACAGUUGGUUGAAGGAUACACAAGACUCCUGCUGUCCAAAGCUAUCACGGCUCCAAAGGAUUGUGGGCUUUGUUGCUUGCCUGGGCGUUGGUGCCCUUUGCAUGACUCUUUCAACAUUUUACAUACCGGUCCUGAUCCUGAAGGCGCGGAAAUUUGCGUUGCUCUACACAAUGGGCAGUAUAUUCUUCAUUCUCAGCUUCUGCUUCCUGUCCGGUUUUGGUGCAUUCCUAAAGCAGAUGUUCUCCAAGCCACGCCUGCUUACCUCCAUCUCAUACAGCUCGUGCCUGCUCCUCACACUCUACUUCUCGUUAAUCGUCCAGAGCACGGCCUUUACUGUACUGUUUGCAGUGGCGCAAAUCAUAGCGUUACUCUUCAUGGUAUUGAGCAUGGUGCCCGGUGGUGCAACGGGCCUGAAGUUCUUUGGCCAGCUAUUUAAGAGCAGCGUCUCCUCAUCAUCUAGCACACUGCCAGUUUAGGAGAAACAUAUGAUAAAACCACCACAUGGAUUUUUACAUACAAAAUAUUUAUUGACUUGCAUUGUAUAAUGAUAAUGGGGAAUAAAACUUAUUUGUGAUACUCGCUAA
Messenger RNA from Scaptodrosophila lebanonensis, 814 nucleotides. RefSeq names its product protein transport protein SFT2. Bases 89 to 706 code for a protein of 205 amino acids. Gene Ontology annotation, biological process: vesicle-mediated transport. The transcript is spliced from 2 exons. Gene Ontology annotation, cellular component: membrane. Lineage: Eukaryota; Metazoa; Arthropoda; Insecta; Diptera; Drosophilidae. The record is from RefSeq and is a predicted model, not a curated record.